This is a messenger RNA of Microtus ochrogaster (prairie vole), 1304 nucleotides long. It is a transcript of the gene Aida, whose product is annotated as axin interactor, dorsalization associated. Gene Ontology annotation, cellular component: membrane. The record is from RefSeq and is a predicted model, not a curated record. The transcript is spliced from 7 exons. Gene Ontology annotation, molecular function: phosphatidylinositol binding. NCBI's taxonomy places the organism in Eukaryota, Metazoa, Chordata, Mammalia, Rodentia, Cricetidae. Gene Ontology annotation, biological process: determination of ventral identity. The coding region runs from base 134 to 775 and encodes 213 amino acids.
GGCGGGUGGCGGUGGUGGCCUUAGCGGUUCCUCCCGGCCCUGUUAAUGCCAGGGCCAAGCCCGGGGAGGAUGGCGCCCUAGAGCCCGGCCUUGCUGGGGUAGGGGCGGGAGGGGGCCGGGGCGGGGACCGGCCAUGUCGGAGGUGACCCGGAGUCUGCUGCAGCGCUGGGGCGCCAGUCUUAGGAGAGGCGCCGACUUCGACUCUUGGGGCCAGCUGGUGGAGGCGAUAGACGAGUAUCAGAUAUUAGCAAGACACCUACAGAAGGAGGCCCAAGCUCAACACAAUAAUUCUGAAUUCACUGAAGAGCAAAAGAGAACCAUAGGCAAAAUCGCCACAUGUUUAGAAUUGCGAAGUGCAGCGUUACAGUCCACACAGUCCCAAGAAGAAUUUAAACUGGAGGACCUGAAGAAGCUAGAACCAAUCCUGAAGAAUAUCCUUACAUAUAAUAAAGAAUUCCCAUUUGAUGUUCAGCCUAUUCCAUUAAGACGAAUUUUAGCACCUGGUGAAGAAGAGAAUUUGGAAUUUGAAGAAGAUGAAGAAGGUGGUGCUGGAGCAGGCCCUCCUGAUUCUUUUUCUGCUAGAGUUCCUGGUACUUUAUUGCCCCGAUUGCCCUCAGAACCAGGGAUGACGUUACUCACCAUCAGAAUUGAGAGAAUCGGUCUGAAAGAUGCUGGGCAGUGCAUCGAUCCCUACAUUACAGUCAGCGUGAAGGGUGAGGAGCUCUGGGUGUGGUGUUCCCUCUGCAGAUGUCAUGCUGCUUUCCACGUGCAAUAGUUGUCCUCAGAGCGGUGGCUCCUGAGUCUGUCGCAACUCAUUGUAAUUCAUUUUAUAAUGAUAGGAAAUCCCUGAAAUCGAUCCUUACUCCUUCAGUGAACGCUCUGAUAGAUUUAAUAAACAUAUUUUUAAAUGUGUAGCUUAGACUCACUUUUGCUUUUGAGCCUGUCUUUGUUUUUAUGUUCCAUACUCUAGACCCAUCUAGGGAACCAUGUAGCUGUGCACAGUCCCCUUAGCAGAGACAGCUUCCAGAAUACAGAAUUAGAAAUAGUCUUCCUCUUCCACAGGAGUGUAGUUUGAAUGGCCCUCUGGCCCUCUGAUUCCUACAGCAGGUUUCUGUAAGGUGGGUGCUGGGUGAAGGUAGAAACCAAGAGAGGGUCUGUCCAUAUGUCCAGACUCCGAGAGCCUUUGCAGAACAGUAAAGAAAGUUAUCAGAGUUAGAAAGUGUGGUUGUUCCUGUUCCUAACAGAAAAUCCACAUGGUUGAAUUCUUUAUCGUUGCCAUAUGCUAUACCGGUCACACAGUACCU